UAAAUCGUACUGCGCAUGCGUGACUCGUCAUCUCUGUUAUUUUUCGCAGCGAACUGCUCACUUAUCGCUGGAAAAUUGAUCCCACUUUUGGGAUCGGAGUUCGGUGUGGUUCGGUGGAGUUCGGUCUCCUUCCCUCUUACUUCGUGCUUUUCGGAAAGACCAUGCGGUACCACUUGUAAGACACAAAAAUUUCUAUAUGUAAGAACAUCAAUUGGUGUGAGGGUUACCUUUGUAAAACGUAUAAAUGGUCCAGAGGUUUCCGUACCGUAUAGCGUCUACACUGACGUUAAUAAAUCAAAAUCAAGUAAACCAAAAAAAUCACUGCAUAAAAGAGUUGAUGGUCGAGAGCAUAAGGAUCUCAGAAAAAUUUUUGUCAAAACUGGUGUUAUCAGCCAAGCAAAAGGAUCAGCCUACAUAGAGGUUGGAAUUACAAAAGUGGUAUGUUCAGUAUUUGACCCGAGGGAAAUUCCAAACAAGAAUGAAUACAGUUUACAAGGUGAACUCUUUUGCGAGUUUAAAUACGCCCCAUUUGCCUGUGCAAAGAGACGAAUACACCAACAAGAUGCGGAGGAAAAGGAAUUCAGUCUCGUUAUGCAACGAUCACUAGAACCAGCUGUUUGCAGGCAAGAGUUCCCAAAUUUUCAAGUCGACGUGUAUGCUCUGGUCCUCGACAACGGUGGCUCCUCUUUAGCAGCAGCCAUAAUGUGUGCCAGUCUUGCAUUAGCAGAUGCAAGUGUCCCCAUGUUUGGUCUGGUUACUGCAGUUUCCGCAGGGUUCUAUAAAGAUACAAUGUUUUUGGAUCUGACAGUGGAGGAAGAGGUACUUUGUAAUUCUGCACCAGCAAAGCCAAACCCAUCCAAUAACCAUGGACUGAUCAUGCAAGCUGCUUUACCGCAACAUGACCAGAUUUCAGAGUUUUUUCUCGUUGGAAGCAUUAACAUAGAUUGCAUAAAACAAGCUAUCGAAACCCUCACUGUAGCUAAUAAGAAUAUAUGUCCAGUUGUUCAGCAAUGUUUAGUCAAAACUGUCCUCAGAGCUUUAAAGCGAAAGGAACAGGAAAAAAAUUAAAUAAAAACAUGAUUAGAAAUGAA
Messenger RNA from Neodiprion fabricii, 1091 nucleotides. Its product is annotated as exosome complex component MTR3-like. NCBI's taxonomy places the organism in Eukaryota, Metazoa, Arthropoda, Insecta, Hymenoptera, Diprionidae. Bases 16 to 1068 code for a protein of 350 amino acids. The transcript has 5 exons. Gene Ontology annotation, biological process: nuclear mRNA surveillance; poly(A)-dependent snoRNA 3'-end processing; U4 snRNA 3'-end processing. Gene Ontology annotation, cellular component: nucleolus; cytoplasmic exosome (RNase complex); nuclear exosome (RNase complex). The record is from RefSeq and is a predicted model, not a curated record.